Messenger RNA from Peromyscus californicus insignis, 7624 nucleotides. RefSeq names its product REL proto-oncogene, NF-kB subunit (gene Rel). Gene Ontology annotation, biological process: response to cytokine; cellular response to stress; inflammatory response. The transcript has 10 exons. Gene Ontology annotation, cellular component: cytoplasm. Gene Ontology annotation, molecular function: RNA polymerase II cis-regulatory region sequence-specific DNA binding; DNA-binding transcription factor activity, RNA polymerase II-specific. Bases 366 to 2126 code for a protein of 586 amino acids. Lineage: Eukaryota; Metazoa; Chordata; Mammalia; Rodentia; Cricetidae. The record is from RefSeq and is a predicted model, not a curated record.
AGCGGCGGGAAAUCCCCGUUCCGCUGGGCGGUCCGCCCCGCCCCCUGCCCCUGCCGCGGCAUCCUGGCAGGGCGAGCCGGGACACUAGUGACCCGGCGUGAAGAUUAAGGGGUGGGAAGGUGUGAGCCGCAAACCCGGAGCGGGCCGGGAAAGAAGAGGAGGCCCGGGGGUGGCCCGAAGACUCGGGUCCCGGCGGCAGAGGCUGUCGGCCUCCUGACUGGCUGCCUGACCGACCGACCGACUGCCUGACUGCUGGCUGGCUGGCGGACGGACGGACUGACCGACCGGCUGACUGACUGGCUGGCAGCCUCUGGCCGGACGCUGGGAGCUGCGGCGGCGGCGGCGGCGGCGCGCGGAGCCGAGCCAUGGCCUCGGGAGGAUAUAAUCCAUACGUAGAAAUAAUUGAACAGCCGAGACAGAGGGGAAUGCGGUUUAGAUACAAAUGUGAAGGGCGAUCAGCAGGCAGCAUUCCUGGGGAGCACAGCACAGACAACAACCGAACAUACCCGUCUAUCCAGAUUAUGAACUAUUAUGGAAAAGGAAAAGUAAGAAUUACAUUAGUAACCAAGAAUGACCCAUAUAAGCCUCAUCCUCAUGAUUUAGUUGGGAAAGACUGCAGAGAUGGCUACUAUGAAGCAGAAUUUGGACCAGAACGCAGACCUCUGUUUUUUCAAAAUUUGGGUAUUCGGUGUGUAAAGAAAAAAGAGGUGAAAGAAGCUAUUAUUUUAAGAAUAAGUGCAGGAAUCAACCCUUUCAAUGUCCCUGAACAGCAGCUGCUGGACAUUGAAGACUGCGACCUGAAUGUGGUGAGGCUGUGCUUUCAAGUGUUCCUUCCUGACGAGCACGGUAACUUGACGACUGCUCUUCCCCCCGUUGUUUCCAACCCGAUCUAUGACAACCGUGCCCCAAAUACUGCAGAAUUAAGGAUUUGUCGUGUAAACAAGAACUGUGGAAGUGUGAGGGGAGGAGAUGAAAUAUUUCUGCUUUGUGACAAAGUUCAGAAAGAUGACAUAGAAGUUCGUUUUGUGUUGAAUGACUGGGAAGCUAAAGGUAUUUUCUCACAAGCUGACGUACACCGCCAAGUAGCCAUUGUUUUCAAGACGCCUCCAUAUUGCAAAGCUAUACUGGAGCCCGUGACAGUGAGAAUGCAGCUGCGGAGACCUUCUGACCAGGAAGUCAGUGAGUCUAUGGAUUUCAGAUACCUGCCAGAUGAAAAAGAUGCAUAUGGCAAUAAAUCAAAGAGACAAAAAACAACUCUACUUUUUCAGAAACUGCUACAAGAUUGUGCAGCUAACUUUCCUGAGAGACCAAGAAAUGUUUCCGUGGGACCAGUUGGAGAAGGAAGAUUCAUUAAAAAAGAAUCAAACUUCUUUUCUCAUGGUACAGUUUUACCAGAAAUGCCCAGGUCUUCAGGAGUUUCAAGUCAAGCUGAACCCUACUAUUCGUCAUCUGUGUCCCUCUCAAGUGGAUUACCACAUCACCCACCAGCCAUAGCCUCAGUGGUGUCUCCACCUACAAGCUGGUCAUCAGUGACCCACCCCACCUCACGCUCAGUCAGUACAAAUACAUUGAGUAGUUUCUCAGUGGGAACACUCCCCUCCAAUUCACAAGGUAUCCUUCCAUUCCUAGAAGAGCCUGGUGUGAGCGAUAUAAGUGCUUCUAAUGCUUGCCUUUAUACCGAUGACCUAGCUAGAAUGGAAACGUCAUCCAUGUCACCAGCUGACUUGUAUAGUAUUUCCGAUGUCAACAUGCUGUCUAAUCGCCCUGUGAAUGUGAUGACACCCAGCAGUGAUAACAUGGGGGACACUGAUAAUCCAAGACUUGUGAGCAUCAAUCUUGAAAACCCCUCAUGUACUUCAAGGUUAGACCAAAGAGACCUGAGGCAACUACAUCAGAUGUCUUCUGCCAGUAUGUCAGCAGGCACCAGUUCUAAUUCUGUUUUUGUUUCACAGUCAGAUGCAUUUGAUAGAGCAAACUUCAAUUGUGUAGAAAAUGGCCUGAUAAAUGAGCCCGGACCAUCAAAUGAUGCAAAUAGUCAUAAUUUUGUUCAGAGUAGUCAAUAUUCAAGUAUUGACACUCUGCAAAGUGAGCAGUUGAGUGAUUCCUUUGCAUACAGUUUUUUUUAAAUAUAAGUUGUAGGACUUAAAUCUAGAGGACUAUAAAACUUUAGGUGUAUAGACUGUAAAGCGAAGGUUCAGAAGUAGAAACUGCUUCUUACUUUGAAAGAUGCCUAAAGUACAUGUGCUUGACGUGAAUUGUUCUUUCAUAUUUCCUCAAGACAAGCUAUGUGUCUUUUGUAAUGUAUUAAUGUAUUAGUUAAAUGAAUUGAUAUUUGCUUUCAAGCAGAUUUAAGGUAAAACAUGUAAUGGCUAUGCCAUUGGGAAAUAAACUCAUUAUUGUUGAGGCCCAUAGGCCAAAGUGACCCCUAAGGGGUUUUCUGGGGUUUCUUGGUACGUUUAGGGUGUGUGUGUGUGUGUGUGUGUGUGUGUGUGAGAGAGAGAGAGAGAGAGAGAGAGAGAGAGAGUAAGUACUAAAGGGAGUUUUCAAGAUAUGGAAGAUUUGUCCUUAUAUUUUUUAGACUCACACCACUAAAGUUACUUAUGAAAUUAGCUUUAUGCCCAUAUGCCCGUAUAGACAUUUUCUUGAGUCUUUUCUUUAUUAGAUGCCCUCAUACUCUUUAAUCUUAUAAAUCCUGUCUACUUCUCUAUCAGGAAUCUAGCCAGAUGUUCUGGCCCAUGUCUAUAAUCUCCCUGCUUGAUAUUGCAAGUUCAAGGCCUGCCUGGACUACUUAGUAAGUUCAAUACCAGCUUGGGCAGCUUAUGAAAAUUUUGUCUCUGUAUAACGAUAGAAAAGGCUAAAGAUGUGACUCAGUGGUAGAGCUUGCUUAACAUUUGCGAGGCCCUGUGUUCAACCCCCUGUAGAGGGAAAAAGAAAAAAUAACAAAAUAAAUUUAAGUUUUAGCUCAAUAUAUCGAUGCCUGGGUUUUGAACUCUAUCCCUCGACUUGCUUUUCCUCGGCCUCACCAGCUCUGGAGACUGUCACACCAGGCUUCUAGUUACCAAGGCCAAGCCUGGCUGUUGUCCUCCUUCUUGUCUCCCAAAGCUGUCAGUGCAGCAGCAAAUCCAGAAGGCCUUUCCUUGGUGUGUAUCCGAAGCUGACCACCUCUUUUGAACUCUUGUUUGAGACAGGGUUUCAUGUCGUUCAGGCUGGCCUCAAACUUGCUAUAUAGCCAAAGAUGACCUUGAUCUUCGGAUCCUCCUCCUACCUCGGGAGUGCCGGGAUUACAAGUGUGCACCACCACACCAGGUUUACGUGGUUCUGGCGUCGGUGACAGGGUUUGCGUGGAGAAGCAUUGUACCAAUUGAGCUUCAAGCUCAGAUCAGACUAGUUGCUGUAAUUUUGUAUUAGUUGGCAUUGAUAAACUCAGACACAGCCAUUAGAGAGCUCAGCAGAUGUUCCCCACACAUUGAAAAGCUUGUUCGCAGUUUUUCCUCUAAGCUGAACUAAGGUGUGUCUACACCUGUGUUUAGAGGAUUUUCAAAGGAUGUUUUAUUUCUGGGUGCUGUUUACUGAUCACAGAACUCAUUUUAUAACUUACAGUGCAUUUAACCACAUUUCCCUUUCUCCCUAGGUGCAUUUGUAUUUCACCCUCCUUCUCAAACUCCACCUUGUGCACUACAUCUUGCCCUGUUCCCAGUGUCCUCCUAUCCCACUUAGUUCCAGAAUAAGUAUCUUCUUGAGCUUAAAAGGAAAGGCUGAAAACACCCCCCAAAGCACUGCAACCCUACUGGCGUCACGUCCCUUCUUUCCACUUCACUGUAAAGUGCCGCAGCCUGUCUCGUCACCCCUGUGUCCCUCCUUCACCUGUCCAUCGCUGGCUUCAGUUCACCCUGCCCCUUGUCAAGUCCGGAUCUUUAUGGGUGGUCCUCAUCUGACCUGCCGACAGCCUGUUCUGACUGACCAGGUGUUCUGUGAUGGCAGGAUCCGCUCAUUCCUAACCCCAGCUCUCAUCUGUACCGCAGGUCGGCUUUCUCCCUGCUGUCUGAGUGCUCAUGUAAACUGCCUUCUCUCACACUCUGCUUUCCUGCUGGCAUUGCUGCUGUCACCAGAGAUAUUUAAUAGAAACCUCAAAGUCAUCUUCGAUUGUCUUCCUCAAUUCAUUCAUAGUCCUUUUGAGUCUGCCUACUAAAAGUCUCUUCAUCUGUCCCUUCCAUUACUGCAGAGGUCGUGCUUCUUUCUCUCCGGUGGGUAUCUUUUCCGUAUGUUCAAGGUGUAAUAGCCCGCUCCUCUUGGACUUUGUAUCGGAGCGUGUUGCUUCUCUCCCUCGGUCUCCUCUCCGUGUAUGUAACCCGCUCUGUCUCUGCUCCUGACAUUUACUUGUAGCAGCUGGCUUCUCGGCAGGGUUUGGGCGCGGUGCCACAGCUGAGGUGCAGCAUAUCUGGGACUCGAGCACUUGACAGAGACUCUGGCAUAACCGGUGCGGAGUAAACGACAGCUGUUUGUUAGAGCGAGGGAGGAUUAUAAACCAGUAUUUAAGAACACAGGUUUAAUGGGAAAGGUGCUUAACUCCACAGGUGCCAAGACGUCAUGGUGCCAAGGCGACCUGUCUUCUGAGGCACACUUCUCUUCUGGCCAGCCAUCUCCUUCUUCUUAAAACCUAUGCAAAGACUGGCACAUAGUUUCAUGGGAGAGCACAGCCCUGUGUUUGAUACCCAGAACUGCAACAACAACAACACAAUUAAUUACAAAACAAAAGUAUAAAAACCACCCUGAGGCCCUUUGAGACCCAAAGCAGCUUUCUUAGAAAUUGUAGUUUCAGCAGUAUCGAGGAGAAAUUCUGCCUCUGUAUGUGGCAGGUGAAAUUUCAAGUACCCCUGAGAUACCUACCCCUUGAUAGUUUACCCUGCACAGACAUGUCAGCAGCCAGUAUUCAUGUAAUAAAUCAUAUGACAUUUUGUAACUGCAUAUUGUACAGUAUACCAUGUUCUGUGUAGAAGAUCAGAGGUGAAUGAGAUUCAUCUCCUGUUCUCAAAGCUAUGUUUCUUUUCUUAUGAGGAAUCACACAUACAGUCAACCAAAUAAACAUGGACAAACUUUAAGGUAUAGCUUGAAGAAUUGUAACUUAUGUAAAAACCAUGUAGCCACGAUGUUUGGGACCCCAGGCUCUCAUCAGCAUCUCCAAACCACUAUCCUGGUUCUUGUCAUCAGAGCCUGCUGACUUACUAUCCCAACAGCCUUUACUUUGCUAAUUGAGUCCCUACUAAAAAGUCUAGUGGACAGAGUAACUGGUUGUCAGUUUGUCUUAAUAUGCUUCAGCAUGUUUCAACAGCCUCAGAAAAUCUAUAUUUUUCAUGGUGAGACUUAGAAUUGGUGAUACAGGCUGUCUACUUGUACCACAUUACAUUUUAAUUAUAGAUUGAUAUAUUGAAAAAUUAUCAUACAAUAUCAGACAACAUGGAAAAAUAUAAAGAAGAGAGACUGUUUUUAGUCAGUUAGCCUAGAUGAGUCUGGAGUUACGGGCCUGUAAUCCCAGAUACUCAGGCAGAAGGAUCACAAGUUCAAGGCCUGCCUGGUCUGCUGACCCAGUUCAAGAGAACAAACUUGUGAGCUCCUAUCUCAACAUAUAUAGUGGAAAAAAAGGUGCUAGGGUGUAGUUCACUGGUAGAGCACCUAGCAUGCACAGCCCUAGAUUCAGUGCCCACCCCCAGAGAAACAAAAACCGGUCUUUCCCAGGGUGUGUUUUGUACUAACUAAUGUCUGGGAAGAAACACUGUAAAUUGCAAGGUGUGAGUCAAAGACAACAACCAACAGCUGUGUAUCUCAUGUGGCACUGAUUAGUCUACUAUCCAGACACUCCUAGUCAGCAAUGCCCAGCAGAGAAAUCACCAGGGAGUAAGUCCUUCAUGAGAACUAUGAUAUGGGACUCUCUUUAGACUAACGUCUACAUUGCCAGAUGUGGAGAAACUUCUUUGGGCCUUACUCUUUCAGAGUACUCAUUGAGGGAAAUAUCAGUUAUUGGCUUUACUUUUGAAAUUUUGUGACUCUUGAUUUCUUUGUAAAAGUUGAGCUUUUCAUUGGGAGUGUUUUGACUUUUAUGAAGCUGCCUCUGCAAGGUGUCAGGUUUGUUUUCAGAGGCUGGAUGUGCAAAGAAGAGGUUAGAACGCUUUUGUAUCCUGUGUAUGACAAAGUCCGUGCUGCUCUCCGAAGCCCAGCUGAGGGAUGAGGGAUGAAAGCUUCUCAUGUUUAUCCAGGGUCAUCCCUUCAAGACAAAGUCAUAUGAAGAUCUGGACUGAACACCAGGGCAGAAUUUACAGCUCAGGGUCAACAGUGGAUCUCAAAAAUAAUCAUAUCUAAUUUUUUUCACGUGUGCAAAAAGACCAAAACCCACUCAUGUCGUCACCAUCUUUUUGUUUUUGUUUUGUUUUUAUUUUAUUUUUGGUUUUUUGAAGCAGGGUUUCUCUGUGUAGCUCUGGCUGUCCUGGAACUCACUCUGUAGACAAGGCAGGCCUCGAACUCGCCUGCCUCUGCCUCCUGAGUGCUGGGAUUGAUAGUACAGUGGUGAGUACUCUGCAUUGUGUCUCGCCAUCUUUUUAAUAGCCAAGAUGUAACUUUUUAACGAGUAACCAUGCUCUUCUAAGCAUGGCUCUAGGGCUGCAGAUGGGCUUUUGGUUUGCUCUUUUUUUUUUUUUUUUUUUUGAGACAGGGUACCCUGUUGUAGCCCUGACUGGCCUGGAACUCACAGAAGCCUAUCUGCUUCUGCCUCCCAAACAACUUCUUGGUUGUUGUUGUGUUUAUUUUUUAAGCUUUUGGAACUUUAAAGAAUCACAAACAAAAUUCAUUGAAUAUUUAGACUUCACAGUAACAUAACAAACUGAGUUUUUAGGGCUGUUAGCAAAUAUUUAAACUUUUGUUAAAAUACCAGAUUCAUCUUGUGUCAUUUUCUUCUUAAGCUUUUUUAACCAAAAUAUAACUUCCCAUGAGAUGGAGUAGGGUAAGGUUGGAGUACUUCGGAGUAUCUGUAUGACAUUCGGUCUUCACUAGACUUCACUGCUCUUAGUGAACCAGCCAUGGUGACUCAUGCCUGUUGCUUCAACACUUGGAAGGCUGAGGCAGGAGGUUUGCUUCAGGUAGGACUUCAAGAUCAGCCUGGGCAACAUGGGAGACCUCAAAGAAUAUUAAAAUACCGUUGGCCAUGGUUAAUAGAGCCCAACAAAAUAGUGAAACUGCCUGCCUCUCCCCUCCGAGUACUGGGAUUGUAGGCAUAUGCCACCACACUGCACCUGGUUUAAAAUACUUAGAUUUUUGAGGGGAAGGAAGGGGAGCAUCAUAAUGGAAUUGAACCCAGGGUCUCAUACAUGCUGGGCAAGUGCUCUACCACUGAACUGUCUGCAUUUGAAACUUAUUUUAUAUGCUUGAUGAUGAAUUAAUUUCAAGGCACUGAUGAAAUUAUUUUUUUAAAGUUCUCAGAUACUGUUACCUAAUAAGUUAAGCUUUGUAUCAAGAUGAAGUAUUUUUUAAAAUGUCAAGAUGCCUUUUAUUGUACAAAAUAUUGUGUUACUUUUGUAAUAUCUUUGUAUAUUGUGAUUUUUUUCUUGGCGAUGUAAUAAACUAUUUUCUAAAAGUG